Molecule: messenger RNA, 3216 nt
Organism: Chara braunii
Lineage: Eukaryota; Viridiplantae; Streptophyta; Charophyceae; Charales; Characeae
Source: the annotation of a GenBank genome assembly
UUCCGCCAUCUCAAGAGCGUCGGCCAUCGCCAGCGUGCAGCGGCGCAAGCCGCCCGCGCCCUCUUGCGCGCGAGCGUGCAUGCAUGCCUGCCUGGGUGUCCCUGGCAGGAGGCGCAGCCUGUACUGUAGCGGCAAACGGCGACCAGAUACUUCGCCGCCGUUUGGCCUCUCUUUCGUAGUUUGCGGUGUGGGUGGCCGCCCGGGAGGCCGAGCUGGCCCGCGCUUUAGCCGCCGCCGCCGCCGCCGCCGCCACCUCAGGAGGAGGAGUUAGCGGGGGUUGUUCAUCGCGUGUUUGUCUUGCCGCCGCUUCGGAAAUCGCGCGGGAAACCGAGCAACUUCUCACCGCAGGUCGUUUUUUUUUUUCCGUCCUCCUUCUGCCACGGGGUGGCGAGUUGUUUUUCGGUAAAGUGAUUGACCUGUGAGAGUGAUAGGAAGAGGAGGAGGAAUAGGAAGUUGAAGAAGAAGAAAAAGAAGAAGGAAAAGAGAGGGAGGCGGCGAUGGCGGCCUCAGUGGCACGCGCUGCUGUGGUGCAUCCGUGUCGGUCAUCCGUGGUGGGCGGGCGAGAGGAUUUCGCGACGCAUGCUCAACAGGUUAGUGCGUCACUGCCAGUGGGUCGAUGGCGCGCAGCACAAGGCUCUACGUCCACGCCACGUGGCGAUUUCUUCGCUUCCCGCUUAGGUCGCGCCGUCGACAGGGCGGUACCGUGCUGCCGCAGCCGUCGUUGCCGCAGCAUCUUCGCCGUCGCUGCGCUCGCUGCACCGCCCAGGGGCGGUAAUCUCCAGGAUCUCUUGGCGGACGCGCAGGAGAGGACGCGGAGAGCGCUGGUGAAGUCUAAGGAGGAAGGCGACGGUGCGGGCUUUUCCUACGACGACUUCAGGGAGGCACUGGGGAAAUUCGAUUUCAGUUUCGAACUGGGGGACGUCGUUAAAGGAGUGGUCUUUCGGACGGAUCAUACAGGUGCGUUGAUCGACAUUGGUGCAAAGGCAACUGCCUUCAUGCCGCUGCAAGAGGCAAGCAUUGAGAAAGUGAGGAGCGUUGAGGAGUUGGGGCUAACUCCAGGAACUGAGGGAGAGUUCAUGAUAAUCAGAGAUGAUGAUCCUGAUGGUGUCCUGAUACUUAGUCUCAGGGCCAUUCAGUAUAAUGCUGCUUGGGAGAAGUGCAAGCAAUGUUUGGAAGACGAUACCACUGUCAUGGGCAAGGUCAUUGCUGUCAACCGCGGAGGAAUCCUGGUCUCGAUCGAUGGGUUGCGAGGGUUUGUACCCUCGUCCCAUUGUGCAAUGAGGACCCAGAGAGAGGAUCUGGUAGACCAGGAGAUUCCGUUGAAGUUUUUGGAGGUGGAUGAGGAGAGGACCCGGCUUGUCCUGAGCAACAGGAGGGCCAUGGCAGAGAACCAGUUAGACUCCUUCAAGGUCGGCGAUGUCGUUGUUGGCACAGUGCAGACUGUGAAGCCAUAUGGUGCCUUCAUUGACAUCGGUGGAGGUUUGAAUGGUCUGCUCCAUAUCAGCCAGAUCAGCCAUGACAGAAUCACAAACGUAGAGACGGUUCUCAGCGAGGGCGAUGAACUCAAGGUUAUGAUUCUCAGCCAAGACAAGGAGCGAGGAAGGAUCAGUUUAUCAACAAAGAAACUGGAGCCCACCCCAGGCGAUAUGCUGCGCAAUCCUAGUCUUGUGUAUGAAAAGGCUGAUGAGAUGGCAAAGACAUUCAGGGAAAGAGUUGCUGCUGCGGAAGCGGCGGCGAAGGCGGAGGAGCUCCGGCUGCAAACAGAGGGAUAUGGACUUCUGGAUGAUCUUGGGGCUGAUCUGGGCCUAGAUGACCUGGACCUGGACUAUGUCCCAUUGACAGGCACAGAAUAAGCAGGAACAUAUUACUGAGACGAGGCUGUUGUGUACGGUGUACAGUGGCCAGGCAGCAGAGUGAGGCGGGGGGGGGGGAGAGAGAGAAGGAGAGUCGUAUUUACCGGGGGGAAGUGUUACUUCAGUUGGUUUAAGGAUUUUGGAUUGCAACAUCUUGUCCAAGUCCAUUGGACGGACCAUCAUCACAACAAAAAAAUUAUCAAGUGCAGUUACAUGGCGUCCCCAUAAGUGGAGAAAUCACUACUCUAGUGGAGAAUGACUACUCGAGAAUCCCUCUUCCUUUUUACUAGCGAUCCUCUCGUCUUACUAUACAAGCAUUGAAUUGGUUGUGUCGUUGGCGAGUUGUUUCUUUCUUGUGUUUCCUUCUCUUGUCAAUCAUGAAUUAGCACCCAUUGUCAGGAUGGACAAGAAGAGCCUAGUAGGAACAUUGUCAUGCAUUUGAUGAGCAGUACAGAGUGGGAGGAGGGAGGAGUACAGAGUGGUAGGAGGGAGGAAUACAGGGUGGGAGGGGCCGAAAGGAUUCCCAUUCCAUUUGUAUGUAUGCCAUGUAUGUAGACAUAUGUAUUGAUGAUCCAUAUACAUACAUAUGUAUGUAUGUAUGUAUGUAUAUGUAUGUACAUGCAAGUCGAUCGCAAGUCGUUUGUUGGAAAAUGUUUGAUAUGUGUAUUGUUUGUUGUACUCUUUUUCUAGUGGACCGACCAAUUUGUGCUGUACUUGCUUGCAAUCAAUGGAGCAUGGCAGUGGAGCCACUUCUCGUAGCAGUCAUGGAAGGAAGAGGAUGGGGGCGGGGGAAGGGAGANGGGGGCGGGGGAAGGGAGAAGGGGGAAGGGGGUGGGGGGUGAAUAUGUUUGGACUCUUUGUGCUUUGCUGUUGCUAGCACAAAGCAGCCAUUGAAUUGUGUUGCAAUCGGUGUGUCGUUUGUUAGUUUUUGUUUUUUUUGUCAUAGACGGGCUUUUUGAGUAGUUACGUGUGCAGUCGUCAUUGCUGAAAACGUUAACUUGUUUGCAGAGUGUUUUCUGUUCGCUGUCUUGGACAGUCACCAAUCGAGGCCACCGUUUACCCAUGUGAGUCGAUCUCCCUGGACCGAGCGAGGGUGCGCUGCAUCCAUUUCGGUUUUAGAUUACUUUUGCCUUUCUUUUCAACCUUCUACAAGGUUUGGGACAGCUGCUGACUCCUGUUACGUCCAAGGCUCAUGCAAUGGAGGUUGAUUGACGUUGGUGUCCUGCCGUCUCCGGUCAGCUUACACACUACUGAUGUGCACUUGUGCAAACGGAGAGCUUGUUGAGAUAAUUUGUUUUUGGUCGAGCGGAUUUGUUGAUGAUGUGAAAGAUGUACAAUCAUAUACUACAAUGUGUAUUGUCAA